AUGUCAAUCCUCUUUUAUCGCCGCCCAGACUAUCUGUCGAGACCAGCUGGUCCAAUUAACCACAAAGACUGCCAAAGAUAUGUCGAGCGCGCGAAAAAAUCCGAACGGAUAAUUCCUGACGGCCUCUCGUUUGAUGAGAUUAUGAACCAUCACUCCUUACCGCCGUGCUCUCUCAACGAUUUCAUGGAUUAUCUGGUGUAUAUUGAGCACAACGCGGAAAAUCUGCAGUUCUUUCUGUGGUACAAGGAUUACUGCCAGCGCUUUGAAGCAUUGCCCGAGAGAGAGAAAGCACUUUCGCCGCCAUUCUAUCCCGAGACCGCGGACGCUCCCGAUUUAUCGAGAGGCAGAGAUAUGGAGAAGGACACCGUCAAAAAGCAUAAGGAUAACGAUCGGGAAAAAUCUGGAUAUAAAAGUAACGGCGCCGCUCUCUUUAGCGAGGACAAAAAUACACCGAGUCCAACUCGUCCAGCCGGUGAAGCGUUUGAGCACAGUUUCGAAACUCCUUCUGCCUCUGAAUUCUCCUCAAUUCCAAACGAUGCGGAUGUAGCAGCUCAAGCUGGACUGAAGUGGCAACCAUUUACCAUUCAGCCUAUGCGUGAAGAGAUAAACAGGAUUAUGCGACACUACUUAGCCUUCACGUCUCCGAGAGAGUUGAACUUGUCGCAUAAGGAUCGCGCUUUAUGUUUACAUGCUCUCCAACACACGACACAUCCCACUGCGCUUAUGCCUGCUGUCAAGAUAGCCGAAGCAGCUCUACGGGGUCAAUCGCAUCCAAACUUCAUCCGUUGGAGUAUCUGUAACGGAAACAGGCCUAGGGUGUUUUUUGUGCGCACAGCUUCUACAAAUAGCGUCAUAUUUGGCUUUAUCCUUGCGAUUGUCUUAACAUUAUCACGGAAGAGUCGCUGGUGGAGAAUCUUUGCGGCUAUCAUAUGGCUGGGAGGCUUUUCAGCUACAGUCGCAGCUUAUAAAGGGCUCUGUGUUAUCAUGUACUUCUCCCACUCUCGUGCUCUCCGACCCUGGGAGCAGAAUCUGGACGAAGAGCUUACCGACGUCGAAGUAGAUCGUCGAGGAUCUUCUGCUAGUGACCAACGUGGCGCACAAGUAUCUUCCAGCGACGGCCCUCAAAGCCAGACUCCACCGGACUACGUAGACUCGAAUGCCACCACCCAGGAAGACAGCCAACAAGGUUAUAGUCGGCCUACUUCUAUGAGGUCUUUCGGUCCGAAAAACAGUUAUUACGAGAACGCGAAUUGGAAAUCAAGAUAUGAGAGAAAGUCGCUUUUUAGAAAGAUCUUCGAUAGAGAGACUUAUACCCAGGAUCCAGCCCUGAAAUUUUUGCAAGAUAGGAUUAUUAUUGGAGCGGUCAUUUGGGCGGUGAUCAUCACCAUUCCUUUGACGGUCGUUUUUGUCGCGUUGCCAAAGGGAAAUUACUAUGGAUGA
Molecule: messenger RNA, 1440 nt
Organism: Glarea lozoyensis ATCC 20868
Lineage: Eukaryota; Fungi; Ascomycota; Leotiomycetes; Helotiales; Helotiaceae
Product: Regulator of G-protein signaling, RGS
Exons: 4
Coding region: 1-1440 (479 amino acids)
Source: RefSeq, a predicted model, not a curated record